Arabidopsis thaliana (thale cress) is the source of this 2473-nucleotide messenger RNA. RefSeq names its product calcium-dependent protein kinase 13 (gene CPK13). Gene Ontology annotation, cellular component: plasma membrane. The record is from RefSeq and is marked reviewed. Gene Ontology annotation, molecular function: ATP binding; calcium ion binding; protein serine/threonine kinase activity. NCBI's taxonomy places the organism in Eukaryota, Viridiplantae, Streptophyta, Magnoliopsida, Brassicales, Brassicaceae. The transcript is spliced from 7 exons. The coding region runs from base 310 to 1830 and encodes 506 amino acids.
AGAAAAAGAAACCAAGGAGACCAAAUUAUGAUUGAGUUUUACAAAAUACAGAAAAUAAAGAAAUUAAAUAAAUAUCAAAAACUCAAAAGAGACCUCUCUUCUCUCUCUCUCUCUCUCUCUCGCUACUCUCAUCUUCACCGUACGCUUCUUCGAUCUACGCUUCUCUCUAGCUAUAGCUUCCAUUGUCACGAUUCCUCCCAAAGCGUAGAAUGUGGAACCCUAGAUACCUCAAAUUCAGCUAGAGAUCUAUCUACUUUCACCUCUAUUACUUUCUACUUCUGAAACCCCUCAUCAGAGCUACACACAGUGAUGGGAAACUGUUGCAGAUCUCCCGCAGCAGUUGCUAGAGAAGACGUGAAAUCCAACUAUUCCGGCCACGAUCACGCCCGCAAAGACGCCGCCGGCGGUAAAAAAUCGGCGCCGAUUCGAGUUCUAAGCGAUGUUCCCAAGGAAAACAUCGAGGACCGUUACUUACUCGACAGAGAACUCGGCCGCGGCGAGUUUGGUGUCACUUACCUCUGUAUCGAGAGGUCCUCGCGUGACCUACUCGCUUGCAAAUCGAUCUCCAAGAGGAAGCUUAGAACUGCUGUGGAUAUUGAAGAUGUUAAAAGAGAAGUAGCGAUUAUGAAGCAUUUGCCUAAGAGUUCGAGUAUUGUUACUUUGAAAGAAGCUUGUGAGGAUGAUAAUGCUGUGCAUUUGGUUAUGGAGCUUUGUGAAGGUGGCGAGCUUUUCGAUCGGAUUGUUGCGAGAGGUCAUUAUACGGAGCGUGCUGCUGCUGGUGUUACUAAGACUAUUGUUGAGGUUGUGCAGCUUUGUCAUAAGCAUGGUGUGAUUCAUAGAGAUUUGAAGCCCGAGAACUUUUUGUUUGCUAAUAAGAAGGAGAACUCGCCUUUGAAAGCUAUUGAUUUUGGAUUGUCGAUUUUCUUCAAGCCAGGUGAGAAAUUCUCUGAGAUUGUUGGGAGUCCAUAUUACAUGGCACCUGAGGUGCUUAAGCGGAAUUAUGGACCCGAAAUAGAUAUUUGGAGUGCUGGAGUGAUUCUUUAUAUUCUCUUGUGUGGAGUUCCUCCGUUCUGGGCAGAGUCAGAACAGGGAGUUGCUCAGGCUAUUCUGCGUGGAGUAAUUGAUUUUAAGAGGGAACCGUGGCCAAACAUUUCUGAGACCGCUAAGAAUCUAGUCAGACAAAUGUUAGAGCCUGAUCCAAAGCGUCGGCUGACUGCAAAGCAAGUGCUUGAGCACCCAUGGAUUCAGAACGCAAAGAAAGCUCCCAAUGUUCCUCUUGGAGAUGUUGUGAAGUCGAGGUUGAAGCAAUUUUCAGUGAUGAACCGAUUCAAGAGAAAAGCUUUAAGGGUUAUUGCCGAAUUUUUAUCUACGGAAGAAGUAGAAGACAUCAAAGUAAUGUUCAACAAGAUGGAUACUGAUAAUGAUGGUAUAGUUUCCAUUGAGGAGUUGAAAGCCGGACUUCGUGAUUUUAGUACACAGCUAGCGGAAUCAGAAGUUCAGAUGCUUAUUGAAGCGGUGGAUACUAAAGGAAAAGGAACUCUAGACUAUGGAGAAUUUGUAGCAGUGUCUCUCCACCUGCAAAAGGUAGCAAACGAUGAGCAUCUCCGCAAAGCCUUCUCUUACUUUGACAAGGAUGGAAAUGGGUACAUUUUGCCCCAGGAGCUUUGUGACGCCUUAAAGGAAGAUGGAGGAGAUGACUGUGUGGAUGUCGCCAAUGAUAUAUUCCAAGAAGUUGACACAGACAAGGUAAGUGUCAAAUCUUCUGUCUAUGGUAUGAUCUCAUCAUGUUCAAAAGAAACUCAAAAGAGCUUUCUUUUGCAAGAGUGUUAGGAAACCAAAGUUGUGAGGAAGUCCUAAAAAGGCACAAAGGACAGGAGAUGUGACUUUAAAUCUUUUUUCUUUUUGCGCUAUUUGUUUGAUGAUAACCAAACCAUUUGAAUUUACAGUUUUACACAUAGGAUGGGAGAAUAAGCUACGAAGAGUUUGCGGCAAUGAUGAAAACAGGAACGGAUUGGAGAAAGGCGUCUCGUCAUUACUCAAGAGGGAGAUUCAAUAGCCUAAGCAUCAAGCUAAUGAAGGACGGGUCUUUGAACCUAGGCAACGAAUAGCGAAUCAAAGUGAAGAAGCCGCAAUAGGGUCUUUAGUGUCUGUCUCUCACGCCACGUUCUCGUGCACGUCAAGUAUUAAACCAAGAGAAGGUAAAACUUGGGAUUCAGAAUUCAUAUCUUUUUGUACAUCUUUCGUUUUUUAACCUUUCUAUUUUUGGUGAUUAUGUUAUCUGUGUUCUUUUUUUUAUUGGUUUAUGGGUUGAGUUGUGUUUGUUUAGUUUGUUCUGGUAGAAAUCCAAAAGACAUGAGAAUCAGUGUUUGAUGUGUAGAAGGAAAAAAAACCAAAGACCAUUUCUGGUAAUGAUGUUGUAAUAUUCUUUUGUCUUCCUUAACCUCUAUAAUGAUAUGAUGAGUCAUUCACACAA